AAUCAUAACCUAGAAUAAAUAAAAUAUAUUAGAAAUAUGUUUGGUUUGUGUUUGUAUAUAAGAAUUUAAAUAACAAAACUGUUUUUUUAAUGUGCUUGUUUGCACUUAAAUAGCUGUAAAAAUAAAUAACUUUUGCCAGAAGUAGCGAUGGUUAGAAGCGGGCGAGAUCGUGAUAGAGACCGCGAUCGGAGGCGUUCUCACAGCCGUUCAGCUUCACCUGAUCGUAAACGGAGACGCUCACGAUCACGGAGUAGAGAUCGCAAUUCAAAGUCAUCUAAAAGGAAACGUAGCCGUAGCAGAGACAGGGACUCCAAAAGAGACCGAAGCAGAGACAGAGACCGUGAUAGAAAGAGUGACAAGAGGGAUGACAAAAGAAAUGGAAGUAAGUCAUCAAGGAGAAAGUCACCCGACAAAGACAGAAAGGAUAGGUCAAAAUCCAAAGAAAAAUCUGUCAAAACAGAAUCUGGAGAUUAUAAUCUGGGCACAGUUGAUAAGGAGGCAGAACAGACUCGUUUAGAAGCUGAAAUGCAGAAGCGACGAGACAGGAUUGAGCGUUGGCGUGCGGAACGAAAACGUAAAGAGUUGGAAUCUGCAAAGAAAGAAGUGCAGAAAGGUAGCUUAGUGACCAACAUCCAAGCACCAAGUACAAAGAAAUGGUCGCUAGAAGAUGAUUCUGGUGACGAAGGUGAAGAUGGAGAAGGAAAAGAGAAACAAAUCAUUGAAGAGAAAAAAGAAGAAGAAGAUGAAAUAGAUCCGUUAGAUGCUUAUAUGCAGGAAGUUCAACAAGAAGUUCGUAAAGUCAAUCAAAUGGACCAGUCACGAGGCCUUUUAAGUGUUCCGACUGCUGGAGGAGGCACUGGUGUGGUUAUUUUAACGGGGACUGCUAAAAAGAAAGUGGUGGAACAAAAGAAUAAAGGUGAAUUAAUCGAACAGAAUCAGGAUGGGUUGGAAUAUUCAUCAGAGGAAGAAACGGAGGAUAUAAAAGACGCAGCGGCCACACUUGCCUCAAAACAGCGAAAGGAACUGGCUAAAGUAGAUCAUGCCAGUUUACACUAUAUGCCGUACAGGAAAGCAUUUUAUACUGAGGUAAGUGAGUUAUCCAGAAUGACUCCUGAAGAAGUAGAAGCAUAUAGAACAGAGUUAGAAGGUAUAAGAGUUAAGGGCAAGGGUUGUCCGAAACCGAUUAGGACAUGGGCACACUGUGGUAUUAGCAAGAAGGAAAUGGAUAUACUAAAGAAAUUAAACUUUGAAAAACCCACACCAAUACAAGCUCAAGCGAUACCGGCUAUUAUGUCUGGGAGAGAUUUAAUAGGUAUUGCUAAGACUGGAUCAGGUAAAACUUUGGCGUUUAUCUUACCAAUGUUCCGACAUGUACUGGACCAGCCAGCACUGGAAGACACGGAUGGACCAAUAUCACUCAUCAUGACCCCCACUAGAGAGCUGUGUAUGCAGAUCGGCAAAGAUAUAAAGAAAUUUGCCAAAUCUUUAGGACUGAGAGUUGUUUGUGUUUACGGUGGUACUGGAAUUUCUGAACAGAUAGCGGAGUUAAAGCGUGGUGCAGAGAUGAUAGUGUGUACUCCGGGACGUAUGAUCGACAUGUUGGCGGCUAACUCGGGCCGCGUCACAAACUUGCGUCGCGUCACAUACGUUGUACUCGACGAGGCAGACCGCAUGUUUGAUAUGGGAUUUGAACCACAAGUAAUGAAGAUAAUAGACAACAUACGUCCGGACAGACAGACGGUGAUGUUCAGUGCUACCUUCCCGCGUCAGAUGGAGGCGCUCGCACGACGGAUACUGCAGAAACCUAUUGAGAUACAGGUCGGCGGCAGAAGCGUAGUCUGCAAGGAGGUGGAACAGCACGUGGCUAUAUUAGAAGAAGAGGCGAAGUUCUUCAAACUUCUCGAACUGCUCGGCCUGUACAGUCAGAUGGGCAGCAUCAUCGUGUUUGUGGACAAGCAGGAGAACGCUGACAGUCUGCUCAAAGAUCUCAUGAAGGCUUCCUAUUCCUGUAUGAGCUUGCAUGGAGGCAUUGAUCAAUUCGACAGGGAUUCCACAAUAGUUGACUUCAAGUCGGGCAAGGUGCGGCUGCUGGUCGCCACCAGCGUCGCGGCGCGCGGCCUCGAUGUCAAACAGCUCGUCUUAGUUGUUAACUACGACUGUCCCAAUCAUUAUGAGGAUUAUGUGCACAGAUGCGGUCGCACCGGUCGCGCGGGCAACAAGGGGUACGCGUGGACGUUCCUGACGCCGGAGCAGGGCAGGUACGCGGGCGACGUGCUGCGCGCCUUCGAGCUGGCCGGCACCGCCCCGCCCGCUGAGCUGCGCCAGCUCUGGGACAGGUACAAGGACGCGCAGGAGAAGGACGGCAAGAAGGUCCAUACUGGAGGAGGGUUCAGUGGGAAAGGCUUCAAGUUCGACGAGUCUGAGGCGCAGGCGGCGACAGAAAAGAAGAAGUACCAGAAGGCGGCGCUGGGGCUGCAGGACUCAGACGACGAAGACGUGGAGGGAGACCUGGACCAGCACAUCGAGACUAUGCUCGCUGCCAAGAAGAUCGUCAAGGAGAUCAAGCCGGGCGUGGUGGGCGCGGGUGUGCCGGGUGCGGCUGUUCCGGGCGCGGCGGACGGCAAGCUGGAGCUGGCGCGCCGGCUGGCCUCGCGCAUCAACAUCGCCAAGGGGCUCGGCGCAGAGCACAAGGGCGCUACACAGCAGGCCGCUGAGGCCAUACUUAAAGGAUCUCCUUCUACUCACACCCUCAUCACUGCGAAGACUGUGGCUGAACAGUUAGCUGCUAAACUGAACACCAGGCUGAACUACCAGCCGCGCGACGAGAGCAACGCGGAUUCAGCGGAGGAGGUGUUCCGGAAGUAUGAGACGGAGCUCGAGAUCAACGACUUCCCGCAGCAGGCGCGCUGGCGGGUCACCAGCAAGGAGGCGCUAGCGUUGAUCAGUGAAUAUUCAGAGGCGGGUAUAACAGUGCGCGGUACAUACGUGCCGACGGGGAAACCACCACCGGAAGGCGAGAGGAAAUUAUACCUCGCAAUAGAAAGCUCCCAGGAACUUGCCGUCGCUAAAGCCAAGUCUGAAAUAACAAGACUCAUCAAAGAGGAACUACUCAAACUGCAGUCAUCAGCACACCACAUGAUCAACAAAGCGAGAUACAAAGUUAUAUAGCUAACCAAUAAAUUGCGCCUCCGA
Molecule: messenger RNA, 3192 nt
Organism: Papilio xuthus (Asian swallowtail)
Lineage: Eukaryota; Metazoa; Arthropoda; Insecta; Lepidoptera; Papilionidae
Gene: Prp5
Product: pre-mRNA processing factor 5
Exons: 18
Coding region: 148-3168 (1006 amino acids)
Molecular function (GO): ATP binding; nucleic acid binding; RNA helicase activity
Source: RefSeq, a predicted model, not a curated record